AGACACACACACACACACACACACACACAGAGAGAAAAAUUCCACAAUGCUGCAGAUAGCACAUCGACUCCCGAGAAGAUUUGCGGUGUCCCUCGUGUAAUUUUUUCAGGACGCCUGGAUUCUGUGUGGGUGCUGAUGUGUUAUUUGGGAUGAUGGGGACCGUUUCUCUCUCUCUUGGAUUUGGUUGCAUCUUUAUCUUCUUCGCUCAGUUGACCUUUUCAUCCCAAGCGCGAUUCACUGAGCUCCCCCGGAGCGUGACAGCCACCGAGGGGGAGAAUGUGGAGAUGGCCUGCGCCUUCAGGGGCAGCGGGUCCCCAUCCUACUACCUGGAGAUCCAGUGGUGGUUCAUUCGAGCUCCAGCCGACCAGGACUACAGCCCUGAAAACAGCAAGAGGCAGUUGGAUCCAAUGCCACGAAGCGAAAUGAUCAACGACGAGACGAAAAUCAGCACGGUGAAAGUGAUGGGCAGCGACAUCUCGCACAAGCUGCAGAUCUCCAAGGUGCGCAAGGAAGACGAGGGGCUGUACGAGUGCCGGGUGACGGACGCCAACGUGGGCGAGCUGCAGGAGUACAAGGCUCAGGCGCACCUGUACGUCAACGCCAGCCACUCCCGGGCUCUGCAGGCGCUCGAGGCGCCGCCCCUGCCCCUGCACGAUGGCAAGGGCCUGAGGGCCGCGGCCCCUGCCCCCCCCAGCCAGCGGCCUGGGCGCCGCUCCCCCGGCGGCAGCGACGACGCGGCUCGCAGAGGGCAGUCGGCACCCACCUCCAGGCCAGCGGCGGCGGCCACUAUCCUCAGGCAGAGCGCCACCUCCACUUCAGGUACGACGAUCGUAGCUGCAAGCCAUGGACUAGCUGUCCUGCUUCUUAUUUGUGGCUUUAUGAAGGGUGCUUUGCUAUAGUCUUAGUGCUGACUUUUCCACUAUCACUUUCUCUUAAAGCAAAGAGCGAUUGGACGGUAAAAUCCACGGAUCGGACAGCCAAAUCGACCUUAAACUCCCACCCUUCUGCACCCAAUGUACUGUAAUUCUCUAGCAAUGGAGCCUUUUGCCGAAGAACAAGGACGAAUAAAUAAACCACCGCUUUUGGGCAUUGUUCGGGAGAAUCAAUACAAAAUGGAAUUUAAUAUUGAUAACGAACAACUUUUGGGCAAUUUCACACGUGCGAGAUUUUAACUCGAGUGCAUCCUCUUACACAAUAAAUCGUGCAAUCCAGAGAUCACCGUUGGACACAGUUUGUCAAUUAAUGAACCAACCACAUCCAACCACCAACUCCAAAUCCGUGCAAGAAUUUUUUUUUAUUGCACCUUCUCCACUUUAAUGAUAAUCCGAUCGUCAUUUGAAGUUCUUGGGGGACAAUCUUGAUUUCCAUAGAAAUAAUUGUGUAAAGUGUGCAGGAAUCUUGUAAUCGCAUUAGAGAACCACCUAACCCAACCCAACCCACCCAACACAUUGUACCACUCCAAUCGGCACCUGGAUAUUUUAUUUUACCUAUAAUUUGAUAUGAUAUAUGGAUACAUUGGAGCUACUCUAUAUUGCAGAGCCAACCUAACCCACAUUAUUUACUGCUUUUGAGUGUGAUGUGAUUAUAUUCCUUCCUUCCAUAUAAGCACCAAAGCUUUCCCCUGCAGCCAUCUCAGUUUGCGUUGUGACACCAAUACUGUUUAAAGAAUUGUCUAAUUCCUGAGCUGAAUAAUACGACACUGUGUGAUUGUAAUAUUUCCCCCCCAUCCCCCUCCC
This is a messenger RNA of Callorhinchus milii (elephant shark), 1736 nucleotides long. RefSeq names its product V-set and transmembrane domain containing 2A (gene vstm2a). The record is from RefSeq and is a predicted model, not a curated record. Lineage: Eukaryota; Metazoa; Chordata; Chondrichthyes; Chimaeriformes; Callorhinchidae. Bases 150 to 899 code for a protein of 249 amino acids. The transcript has 5 exons.